AUGAAGAUAACAUCUCAGAGACAUGCCCGUUAUUUCUCAAAUGAUCUGGACGACGAUGUUACCCUGGUUUUCCCUAAGCCUAGUUGGCAGCUCAGAGCCUGCCUUGCCUCUGUGUUGUUCACCCCUGUCCUCUACCAACUCUACCUCAUUAUGGUCACCAUCAGAUACAUACUCUUCUUACAAACCUUUUCCUCUCCCCCACGUCCUGCUUGCCCUGUGGUUGACUUGAGUUGGACCGGAGUGUUUCCUUGUGAGCUGGGAUGGAGGGGGAGUGCACUGGCUGUUCUCAUUCUGUCAGCUGUGCUUAUCACCUGCUACUCACUCAUCACUGCCUGCUUGGUGAGAUGGAACCCUCGGAAACAAUGGAACUCAACCACAUCAGGUAAUCAAUUAUAUAUUUACUGCCACAAUAAUUAUAAACGUCACUCUUACUUUUUAGUUUUUGAUACUCAAGAAAAGCCGACCAAGUUCCAAGUGAGAGUUCAGAGCGCUAAUCGGCCCCCCACUCUCAGUCUGUAUAUACUGUUACUGAUAUUCCGCUUACUGUUACAGUCAGGAGAUGUUGAAGCAAACCCUGGACCAACGCUUGGCUCAAUUCUUACUCUCAAUGAUUUGAAUUCUGUUUACAAGAACUUGAUAAAAGCCGCUGGAGAUUGGUUAGACCUGGGACUUGAUUUGGGAUUAGAUCUUGGGAUCCUCAAAAAUAUAAAAGAUGACUGUCACAGGAACAAGGAUUGUCUACGUGAAAUGAUAGCUGCUCGCUUGAAGACUGGCCCUCUCACCUAUUCUGACAUAGUUCAGAGUCUCAGAGCACCAACAGUUGAUCAGAGUGAUGUCGCCGAAGCUAUUGAGAAAGAAUGUACAGUUGACGAUACUUCACCUGGGCCAUCUAAAACAAAUACGUCUACAAGGACUGCUGAACCAACCAAUGACGAUACUCCACCUGGGCCAUUUAUGAGGCAAGCAUUGUCCACAACAACUCCUGGACCAACCAGUGGUGCUGGACUCACAGAGAGCUUGGGAAAUUCAAUGCUAGAUACGGUGAUAAAAGAUGAAGAUCUGAUUCAUUUGGCUGCUUAUUUUGAUAGUGCUACACUUCUUGCUGCCGCAAUAUCACUAAACCCUCACGAAGACGGUGAUGUAACGCGAGUAAAAGCCAGUGAGGGCACACAGAUUGCAGUACAUCUAUGCUUGAAAUACUGGAAAAGAAGAAAACCCAAAGAAGCGACAUUUCAAGCACUUCUAACUAUUGUCCGCAGUCUGGGAAAAGAGGACACAGCCACCAGCAUUGAAGAAUAUUCAAAAACAGUAUUUUACCAUGCAAACAAUUACUUACUUUCAGAUGACCAUACUUUGCUUGGGCCAUCUCAGAAGCAAAAAUUGUCCACAACGACUCGUGAACCAACCAAACACAAAUCCGAUAUUCGUUUCACCAUCCAACCAGAUAAAGCAAUAGGAAUUUAUCGAUCAUACUUAACUAGUAUUUACGAUACAAGAUAUCUCCCUGCUGAUGACAAAUAUCCUCUCCAGUGUGUUAAGCAUUUUGUUAACCUAGAAUGUGCGGAUGUAAGUAAACAUUUAUCGAGAAAGGAAAUCGAAAAUUCCUGGUCAAAAAUAGUUAAAGGCAAGCUGGAUAGAUUUCCUAGAGAGAGAAUCACAAUGGACCAGAUAGCUUCCAAAGUAGAGGGCAAAUUCUCUAAACUAGUUGUCAUUAAGGGGGCUCCUGGAGGAGGUAAGACGACUUUGUCAUGGGAACUGUGCAGACGAUGGGCUAAUGGUGAAGUUUGGACAGAUUACUCCCUUGUUGUGUUGCUCCGACUUCGAGAUGAGAAUGUUCAGAAAGCUGUAGAAUUAGUUGAUCUAUUUCAAUGUGAAGAUACUGAUUAUUCCAAAAAUAUUUAUGCUAUUAUCCGAAAGAAUCAUGGGCUGGGCAUACUUUUCAUUUUGGAAGGCCUGGAUGAGUUGACACCAUCCCUUAGAGAAAAUGACUCCAUAUUUAUGAAGCUAAUAACCGGACGUCUUCUGCCAGCUAGUACCGUGCUUGUUACCACUAGACCCUGGGCUGUAUGCGAUCUACCUGUUACUUGUAGCUCAAGAGUUGAUCAGUUCAUUGAAAUCUUAGGUUUUUUUCCCGAACAAAUUAAAGAAUUCAUUGAUCUAAUGAUCAAAGAUGGGGCUCCACCAAAACUACGUGAAUACAUUGAUUCUAAUCCAUGUAUCUUUAGUGCAAUGUAUAACCCUCUUCAUGCCAGAAUUGUAGUUGAAGUUUACAGAGAAUGCCAUGACAAAAGCAAUAGCAUCUUUCCUAACACAACAACUGAACUAUACACUGCAUACUCUCAAGUUUUGAUUAAAAGAUAUGUACAUGACAAUCCAGAGAGUGAUUGGAGUGGUGAGCUGAGUGAGUUACCAUUGUCACUUCAGGUACAUUUUGAUAAGCUUUGCUAUAUUGCAUACGAUGGAAUAACAAAAGAAAAACAACAGUUGGUUUUUUUCAAAGAAGAUGUUGCGGAUGCUAACACACUCGGAUUCAUGAACAGUGUACAUCCUUUAUAUAAAUCCACAAUGAAAUACAACAGUUCUCCAUCUUACAAUUUCCUUCAUCUAACACUUCAAGAAUUCCUUGCUGCAUUUUACAUUUGGAAAAAUAAUACCUCACAUGAGCAGUUGAUUUUGCUUGAAAAAAAGUCUGAUGAUGGAUCUUACAAGAUGAUUCUUUCGUUUUUAGCUGGAUUGACUAAACUGAAUGACCCAUGGACACGGUGUGUACUUCCCACUCCUUAUUUGUACUAUGAUAAAGGAUCGUUAAAAGCCGAGAGAAUGUGUACAUUCUCAAAUGAUCAAAUUCUGUGGAUGUAUGAAAGCCAAAAUGUGCAAGCCAUGAAGGACUUGUAUUGUAAUGUGCUGUAUGAACCACCGCUAAAAUUUAAUGAUAAGACAAUUGGUCAGUUUAUGCUUGGUUAUGUUUUAGCUUCUGCUCAUUUCAAAGUAACUCAAAUGGACAUGUUGGAGUGUAGUAAAGGACGUAAUGUUGUGGAUAGAUCAAUGCUAUUAGCAGGAAUCAACAAAGUUUCGCCUUCUCUUAGGUUAAGAGUAAAGCAUUUUAUAAUGUCUAAUACAUUCAAGAUUGUUUCUGCUCCGCGUACACUCAUCGAUAGGAUACUACCAAAACUAGAAAACGUCACCAUCAUUACCGGUAUGCAUAGAUUAGAAGAAUUUGAUAGGCCUGAGAUUUCACAUGCAUCAACAAUUUUGGACACUAUACAGCUAUCCCCAAACUUGAGUGUUGUAGAGCUAGAUUUUGGCAUCUCAAGAGACACUGUAAAACGAAUACUUGAUAUUUUGAAGCCAAAACACUGCUUGAAGGUUUUGAAGUGUGCUCAAGUAUCGCCAGCUGAUGAAAAGUUGUUGUCUGACUUUGUUGCACAUUCUAGUAUUGAAAUGUUGGUGAUACGUUUGGUACUAAAUCUUAACAUUUCGAGUCUUUCAACCCCACCCACCGCGACUGUCCAGGACCGCAUUAUUUCAAUUGGAUUGAACGUAACAGAGUUAAAAAGAAAUAAAACGAAAAUCUUACCACAUUUACUGUCUGAAUAUCCAUUUACAAUUAAUUAUGAAGCAAGUAAAUUUCCAACGGACGAUGUGGUUUCUUUAGUGUCUACUAUCAACAAGAUUAUUUCAAUCUUAAACCACUGGAAACUAAGCUUACAAUAUCUGCGAUGCUCUAUGCUAUUUCUUCAGUUGAACUCCACUCUAUCUGAGCAGCUAUCUAGGACUCUACUCAAUUGUCCGAUACUUAAAGAACUUGACAUCAAAAGUGAAACAAAGGGCCAAUUUGAAUAUUUCUGUACCCACCAGCACUUGCAAUCACUAACUUUGUGUUGUCCUGAUAAUGGCUGUGAAGUUUUACGUUCACUCAAAGACAAUCGAUCAAAUUGCAUUAAAAGCCUCACGCUUAUAUGUAACUUUGACUACAACUUUGAUGAAGCUAUUGGUGAGUAUCUACAGACUGACACAUCUCUAGAAGAAUUUACACUACAUUAUAUUGAUUUUAAAAAUAGCCUGAGUCAUUUAGUGCAGGGACUGCUAGUUAACACAUGUCUAACUAAGCUAACUAUUUCACCAUAUAAUACUGGCUCAUUUGUUUUCGCAAAGCUUGAUAGUAUUGAACUGGUCAAAAUUUUACAGCUUAAUACAACUCUGCAAUUCAUUGAACUUAUGAUUCACAAACUAUCGCCAAAUAAACUACUCCUCGUUUUGGAAGCAUUGAGAGAAAACAAUUCUGUUAAAAAUCUGACACUCGGUCUAUAUUUUUUAGCAGCUACAAAACGCGAGGGCCAGAAUAUUACAUCAGUACUUACACGUGAGUACACUGUUACCACUGAAGAGGCUGAAGCUGUCGGUAAUGUGUUAGCCAAGAACAAGACUCUAGAGGUGUUUCACAUCAUUGCUGAGAUCACUGAGUGCUCCCCAAUUGUCAGGGGGCUAUUGGAAAACAAAACACUGAAAGAAUUUGGCACUUCUGAGAAGACAAAAAAGAAUAUUGUGACAUGUCCUGAGUAUGCUGAUGUCAGACGAAGAAUUUUUUUUAAAGGGCGUUCCCCGUUAAUUGUACAUUGAUCUCUUUAGUUUUUUAAUUACUCUUGGUAGGCUUAUUUAAUAUAGUGAAAAUGCACGUGGACUAGGUAGCCCUAAUGAUGAUAGUAAUAUACCUGUUAUAAGUAUGUUAUAUAUAAUGGUUUGUAUAAUUAUGUCUGGGAUGUUCAUGUUCAUGUUCAUUGUCUAGAGUAUUUUCCCCACAUUCAUCUCUAUAAAGUCACUUAUUUCAUCUCAUUUUUUUGUCCUGAUGAAUCGCGAAAAGCUUUGACUAUAA
Halichondria panicea is the source of this 4873-nucleotide messenger RNA. RefSeq names its product protein NLRC3-like. The record is from RefSeq and is a predicted model, not a curated record. Gene Ontology annotation, cellular component: cytoplasm; cytosol. Gene Ontology annotation, molecular function: actin filament binding. Gene Ontology annotation, biological process: cell migration; signal transduction; cortical actin cytoskeleton organization. NCBI's taxonomy places the organism in Eukaryota, Metazoa, Porifera, Demospongiae, Suberitida, Halichondriidae. Bases 1 to 4620 code for a protein of 1539 amino acids. The transcript has 7 exons.